UGGCAGCAAUACAAAUCUAGCACCACCCAGGGAGGGAGCGUAUUUGCUUCUUCGCUCACUUCUGGCAGGGCAGAGGAAUGCUGGACAUCGAGAGACGAGAAGGGAGGCUGUCCAGAGAGCAUCGGCACGCUGCUCCCCCGUCCCACGCCUUGGGCCUCCUCCCUUAGGAAUAAACAGAUGUCAGAAACUGAGCUGGAAAAGAUAAAAGUCAGAACAGCUGAGCAUUUUGAAAAUGACAAAAAUAACAUUUCUUGGUUGAAGGAAGAUACGCAACUCACAAACGAAAAGCAGGCAGAAGAGAAAGCCAUUAAUACCAUCGUUAUAAAUUCAGUAUCCGAAUUCAAAAUCACAGAUGGACCAGCCAAGGAAACCCCCAGUGAGAAAAAACUGUCAGAAUCCAGCAUAUCCCUGUCCUCCCUUGAAGAAUGCCAAACGAAAUUUUCCUACCUCCAAACUCAUACUUCAGUUCAUCCAAGAGACACUGAUGAGGACUGUGCCUCCCUCAUCCUCACCUGUCUGUUUUGCCAGUUUUUGGAUUGUCUCCUGAUGCUCCCGGAUACGUGUGAAACGGUGUGUACCAAUUUGUGCUGCCCCUCUCACAGGUAUCGCCACACCUCAGAUGAAAGCCACUCCCGGAAUGACUGCAACUGCAACUGUGACAUAGACUUCAGCCUUUUUGAAUCUUGCCAGGAGACCAGUGAGUGUCUGGAGCUGGCCAUGGAGAUUUCAGAAAUCUGUUACCACUAGCGCGACAAAGGAAACACGUUCCGGCAGACCCUUUGGCCCCCCGGGGGAAACUCCAUUACAAUGAGACUGUGAUUUCUAUGCGCUGAAAUGUAAGGACUGUAUACAUUUCUUGGAUGCUCCAGACCAUUUUAUUCUGCACCUGUCUGGGAAAAAGCUAGUAUUGUCAACUCAAUGGCCUUAUUCCAAAUUUCCCAACCGCA
Balaenoptera ricei (Rice's whale) is the source of this 947-nucleotide messenger RNA. RefSeq names its product MyoD family inhibitor domain containing 2 (gene MDFIC2). The coding region runs from base 178 to 747 and encodes 189 amino acids. NCBI's taxonomy places the organism in Eukaryota, Metazoa, Chordata, Mammalia, Artiodactyla, Balaenopteridae. The record is from RefSeq and is a predicted model, not a curated record. The transcript is spliced from 4 exons.